UCGUGUCAUGUUGAGGGGGAUUUGUUGUGUACACAUUUGCAUUUGAACCCGAUUUUAGUGGAAUAGUAGCUUCAUUACUUUGAGUGAUAGCCACUAAAUAUGAGAGCAGAAUACUCAGUCAAUGUAUGCAGAAUUUGUUUAGAGAACGAAACGACCCAAUCGAUUUACGAGAAAGAUGAAACCGGAAUAAAUAUUUACGAGAAAAUUAUGGAAUGUGUUGACGUUCAGAUUGAUCGCGAUUGUAAAUGGCCGAAUAAAAUAUGCGAAAGUUGCUUAAGUAGUCUGAAUACUUCUUAUAAAUUCCGAAUACAAUGUAAGAACUCGGACAAUAUAAUAUUGCAAUUCUUAUCUGGGGGAAUACAAUUGCAAUAUGGUGACUCUGAAACAGAAGGAUAUAUUCUAAGGCUUGAAGAGGAAUCUGAGAACUUCACUUCCACUCAUGCGGUUGCUGAAAAAUGUGAUAGAAUAAACGAAGUACAAGAAAAGAAUUCCGACAAAGAAGAGGAGGAGAAGCUAAGCAGCGAAGAAUGGGACGACGAGUCAGCGCAAAGUCAGCCAAAGAUUAACUCACAAGCUAAAAGGAAAAAUCGUAAAAAAUCGGAUUCUAAAUAUUUGCACAUAUGUGAAGUGUGUGGGAAUACUUAUAAAUAUAAAAACUCCUUGGAGACUCAUAUGCGGCGACAUUUGAAUGAGAAACCAUUCUCAUGCGAAAUUUGUGGACGUGAAUUUGUUUUAAAUGGACAACUGACUUGUCAUAUGAGAACACAUACAGGCGAGAAACCAUACGAAUGUCGGUUUUGCAAGCGAAGAUACGCAGAUGUGGGAGCGAAAAAUGUGCAUGAAAGAGUUCAUACUGGUGAACGGCCAUUUAAAUGUGAUAUUUGCAGUAAAACGUUUAUGUAUGCAAGCGUUCUGAAGAAACACGCUCUUACCCAUACGGAUGAGAAGCAAUAUCGCUGUGACUAUUGUGGGAAAAAAUUUAGACUUCGAUAUCAUCUUACGGCCCACUUAAACACUUCGAAGCAUCAGAGUUUAAUUGAAACAUCGGAAAAGACUGUAAAGCUUGAGGAUUUAGUUAGUUAACGAAUAUUAUCUGUUUUGUGGUCAGGAUAUUCAUGAACUGGAACGGCUGAAAUAAAUAUUUUCAAAGUU
Messenger RNA from Hermetia illucens (black soldier fly), 1152 nucleotides. Its product is annotated as zinc finger protein 486-like. Gene Ontology annotation, molecular function: zinc ion binding; DNA-binding transcription factor activity, RNA polymerase II-specific; RNA polymerase II cis-regulatory region sequence-specific DNA binding. The transcript is spliced from 6 exons. Lineage: Eukaryota; Metazoa; Arthropoda; Insecta; Diptera; Stratiomyidae. The record is from RefSeq and is a predicted model, not a curated record. Gene Ontology annotation, biological process: regulation of transcription by RNA polymerase II. Gene Ontology annotation, cellular component: nucleus. The coding region runs from base 100 to 1083 and encodes 327 amino acids.